UGCGAGGGGCACUGCCGUCCAUCCUCCCACCCCGAGAGCCAGAGCCCCUGGGUUGUCCUUGCACACCUGACCCGCACAUCUUCACGUCCUAAAUUUUCUUUCAUCUCCGUCAACUCAGCACCACCAAGGCCUCCGUUAGAUCCCAAAACCAUUCCCAUCUCCUCCCUGCACUGUUCUGAGGAAGCAGAACUCUUGUUUCCUUUCUUGGCAGCCAGAGGGAUGCUUAACUCCUCAACCGUGGUCACUUCCAUUCCUUUGCUCAAAAACCUUGGGAACUUCCCAUCUUGCUCAGGGUCUUGGUAUAGGGCAAAACAACCCCUUGCUGCCCUCUCUUCCCUGUCUCUUCCACCCGUCUGCUUUCUCACAGUUUCUUAAACAAACCAGGCUCGCUUCUGCAACCGGGCCUUUGCACAUGCUGUCAACGCUGCUUGGAGUGCUCUUUCUCCAUCUUCUCAUCUGAUCGAUUCUUCUUUAGUCUUCUGUGAUCAUGAUGCAGCAUCACUUCCUCAAAGACGUUGCUGACCUCUCCAGCUAGAUCUGUGUUGAGGGCAAUAUUGCUAGUGGGAAGACCACAUGCCUGGAUUUCUUCUCCAGCACAACAGAAAUCGAGGUGUUACCUGAGCCUGUAUCCAAGUGGAGAAAUAUCCGUGGCCAUAAUCCUCUGGGUCUGAUGUACUGUGAUGCCGUUCGAUGGGGCCUCACGUUGCAGACAUAUGUGCAGCUCACCAUGCUGGAGCAGCACACUCGUCCUCAGAUAUUACCUGUACGGUUGAUGGAGCGGUCGAUUCACAGCGCAAGAUACAUUUUUGUAGAAAACCUGUAUAGAAGCGGGAAGAUGCCUGAAGUAGACUACGUGGUCCUGUCGGAGUGGUUUGACUGGAUUGUGAGGAACAUCGACGUGUCCGUGGAUUUGAUAGUUUAUCUCCGGACCACUCCUGAGACCUGUUAUCAGAGGUUAAAGAUGAGAUGCAGAGAAGAGGAGAAGGUCAUUCCAUUAGAAUACCUGGAUGCUAUUCACAACCUCUAUGAGGAAUGGCUCAUCAAAGGGAACCUUUUCCCUGUAGUGGCCCCUGUUCUGGUGAUUGAGGCUGACCAGAACAUGCAGAAAAUGUUAGAACUCUUUGAAUGGAACCGGGACCGAAUAUUAACUCCAGGGAAUCAGAAACAUGGUCCAUAGGACAGGAAAGCUCAUGCCAGAAAAAUGCCUGCUGCUGCCAGCUUAACUAUUAGGAGUGAUGUGGGAAAUCUCCUCUUGGAAGGGCUUUGUAUCUGGCCAGAUUUAUUUUCCUAAUGGUCUUUCUCCUUCGCCAGUGUCUUUAUCCUGGGUUUCUGGCCCUAGAGGAUAAAUGACAAAUGAGACCAGUGGGUUUGUUAUGCCCUUUAACGUUUGCAGCCUUGCAUUCCCCCUGGCACCUCUCGUGGUGGUCGCCCAUUGUUUGGUCCCUCUAAUUAAGCCCUGAGGAACGGCCAGCUGACAUCAAGGUGGAUUCAUGGUCUCUAACCCCUCAGACCACACAGGAGGGUGAGGUAGUGGUUUUACAUCUCAGGGUCUGAAGUGGAAGCUCAGAGAGGCCAAGGGACUCCCCAGGGUCACACAGCCAGGGUGUUGGCAACACCCAGACUUUUGGCAAUUCCAAAAAUGUUCUCCUGCCCCAGGCUGCCUCAUCCUGAGAGCCCUGUCUUCCCCGGCUGGAGUCCUCACAUCUGUGUGGAGAGAGGCAGCAGUGCAUGGGGCAGAUGUCAUCAUUUCCUCAUGAUUUUAGCUGUUCUCAGGACAACAGUCACUUCUAGACUUUCACAAAAUUGUGGUGUGUUUGGCCUGAGAUCAGUAUCUAGUGGUUUCUCAACAAAAGCCACUGUGGCGUUUACCCCUUGUCAUCCGGGCAGCUGGGCUCCCAUCCUUAGAAAAAUUAGGCGUUGGCUCCCAAAUGGUGCGUGGUCUCCUGGUGAUGAAGGUCCUGCUUGAGCUGCUGCCAGUUCCAUAGGAGAAAAAUGGCUUUUGGCCCCUGGCUGGUUUGCCCAGUGCCGAGCAGGGGCAAGGGGCUACCAGCCCUGGCUUCCGAGGCUCCCUAAAUCCAGAGAGGCCUUUUGUGUGGAGCUUUGCCCUCGGAAUUAGUUUGUGCCCGGGGCAGAGAUGCAAGUGGCACAAGGCUUUAUGAAAUGUUUUUCGAUCCAAGGGGACACCUUCAGCCAUAAAGCAUGAAACCAUCUUUAUUGGUUCAGAAAAAUCUCAGCUUUGCUUAGCUGUAACAGUGCAUUGAAGGCACAGCCGUUUCUUGAGUCAAGCUGGAAGCAAGAAGAAGGAAGAGUGUUCUCUUCGGGACAGUCUGGAUGAGGAAGUCGGGGCUUGCAAGCAAAGGCUCUCGGAGCUCUGGGGGAGGGGAGCAGAGAGCGUCAAGAACAAUGGCUGCAGACGUGGGGGAGGGGCAGUUGUAAACUUUGGGGAAACAGGCCUUGGCCCCUCCCCACACUGAGAAACGGUUGGUGUAAAGGAAGGUUGGGAGUCCUUGUCUCAGCCUCUGUGAGUACGGCACCUGUGUAUAUGGGAGUUCUCUGCCGCUAAAGAGGUGCCCAGAGGGAGGGCUGAGGGGGCAGGCACUCUGGCUCCUGGCCCUUCCUGUCUGGGCUGAAUCUUGGGCUGUGGGCAGGAUGAGGGGCAGCAGCCCAGAGGGGAUGUGUCUCAGCCCAGAUGAUUGACUGGAAACCUGGAGGAGGCAGGAACCUCUGCUGCCAGGACUCUUGACGUGCAGGGGCCAUCUUUGGGAAUUUGUAAAUGAUUGGUCCACUGUUUUCCCCACAGCUCAAUUCAAGCAUUUGUUCUGGGGGAAAUCUGAUUUUUAAAAAAAAGUCUUGCUCUGUGGUGGCCAAUAA
Molecule: messenger RNA, 2871 nt
Organism: Miniopterus natalensis
Lineage: Eukaryota; Metazoa; Chordata; Mammalia; Chiroptera; Miniopteridae
Gene: TK2
Product: thymidine kinase 2
Biological process (GO): nucleobase-containing compound metabolic process
Cellular component (GO): cytoplasm; mitochondrion
Molecular function (GO): ATP binding; deoxynucleoside kinase activity
Source: RefSeq, a predicted model, not a curated record